AGCAGCAGUGGUGUCCUACACAGAGCAAGAGGAGUGUCCCUAUGAGUGGAGAGGACCAACAACAAAUAUACAUUUUUAUCUUUACCUCUCUUCUGAAGGAGCAUCCUUUCCUCCUCUUCCCUUUUUGAUUUUUCUUCUUUUUUUUUUUGCUGUGUGGAAUAUUGUGUUUUGGAGUUGCAGACUUCAUUUUGCUUUGUGGAUAUUUUAUUCCAGCUUGAAGAAAAGGACUCAAUCAGUGGGUGACUAUUUUUUGUUCACUUUUUUCAAAGCGUCUGAUUUUUUCUCUUACAGAUUAACAAAGUGGCUCAAUUUUCUGUCUAUUUUUCCACUUGCUGUCUAGUUUGCAGACUGACCCGCUAACAAAGUAAUUGUCUCUUUUGUUCACUGACUGAUUAACUGGCUGCUGUGUAAACUGACAAGCAAAUGAUGGAGCUAUUUGUUCACCAAACACGGCUGACUGCUUAUUUUAUUGUCUGAUUGGACGACUUGGCAGCUGGCUGUAUUAUUCCCACACUGUCUGUCUUGGUUCUUGAACCCGUGCCUGCUUGACAAACUGUUUAUUUUAUUCCCAUGCUUACUAUUUUUGCUGACUGACUGGGAGUGGCAUCAUCACCGUCAGCCCCAGGCUUCCUGACUUUAUUUCUUCUCAGGAGAGAUGAUGAUGAAGAGGAGGGGUUCAAUAUAAAAAAAGAAAGAAAGAAAAAGAAUAAAGAAAAAGGAGGUGCAAAUAGAAAAGAGGUAAAAAUUACAUUAGGUUUAAAAGGCGAGAUUGUCGGGGAAGCAACGGUGACGAGAGGAGGCGUGGCAGCGGAGAGAGAGAGAGAGCAGUGAGAGAGAGAGAGGCGGGGGAAAGAGUGGAUGCGACCAACACCGUGAGAUGCUGUGCUGGCUGAGAGAAGACGAGAUGUCGGUCCAGGAGCUGCUACAGAGGGUGGAGUGUGUCAUCACUCAUGUCGAUGAGAUCAUGCAGCAGGAGAUCAGGCCCCUGCUGGCUAUGGACAUCAUCGAGCAGCUUCAUCGCCAGUUUGCUUUGCUCUCAGGAGGCCGAGGCAAAGAUGGCGCCCCCAUCAUCACCUUCCCAGAGUACUCAGGCUUCAGUGAAGUGCCAGAGGAAGACUUCCUCAACGUUGUUACCUACCUGACCAGCAUCCCCAGCCUGGAUGCCGCCAGUAUCGGCUUCGUUAUUAUCAUCGACCGGCGGAAGGACAAAUGGAGCUCAGUGAAGGCGUCUCUAUCCAGGAUCGCUGGGGCAUUUCCAGGAAACCUGCAGCUCGUGCUGGUGUUGAGACCGUCCAGGUUCUUUCAGAGGGCCAUCGCAGACAUCGGGAUCAAACUGCACAAGGAUGACUUUAAAAUGAAGGUACCGAUUGUGAUGCUGAACUCUCUGUCGGACCUUCAUGGCUACGUGGAGAAAGGUCAGCUGACCCGGGAGCUGGGAGGAAACCUGGAGUACUGUCACAGUCAGUGGAUACACCACCGAACAGCCAUCGAGAACUUUGCCAUGACGGUGAAAAGCACCGCUCAGAUGUUACAGAAGUUUGGGACGGACCUGGCAGAGACAGAGCUGCCUAAUGAUGUCCAGUGCACCAAAGACCUGCUCACAGCGCACACUGACAAACACAACAACCUCAAGGAUGAGCUGAGGUUGGCUCUGAAGCAGGGCACCACCUUGUUAGGCUGCAUCAAGGAGCAGGCAGCCAAGUCAGAGAAUCACAAACUCAACCCAGAUGAGAUGGAGAACCAGACCACCGUGGAAAGGCUUCUAGCCCAGCUGGAUGAGACGGAGAAUGCCUUUGAACAGUUUUGGUGUAAACACCAUCUGAAACUGGAGCAGUGCCUGCAGCUACGCCACUUUGAACAGGACUUCAGAGAGGUCAAAGUGUCUCUGGACAGUUUGAUGGACAGUCUCAGCAGCCUAUCAGACAUCGGGGAUUGUGUGACCAGAGUGGAACUCCUGCUGAAGGAUCUGAAAACACUGGAGGAGAAAGCUAAGCCCACAUUAGAAAAGGCCCAGCUCCACGCUCUGCACGGUGACCAGCUGAUCCAGAGCAACCACUACGCAGUGGACUCCAUCCGACCCAAAUGUGUGGAGCUCAGACGGGUCUGUGACGACUUCAGCAACGAGGCCAAGAAGAAGACGGAUGUCCUGUCCAAAUCCCUGCAGAUACACACGGGCAUCGAUAAGGUGAACCAGUGGUGUGAGUCUGGCAUCUACCUGCUGGCCUCCCAGGCUGUGGAUAAGUGUCAGUCGACGGAAGGGGCGGAGUCAGCACUGACUGACAUCGAUGGCUUUCUUGAGUCUGCACAGAAGAACCAACUGACUGAGCUGAAGAACCUCCACAACCAGUAUGAGGUCGUCCUGUCCGAGGAAAUCAAGGCCAGUGUGCUUAAGGCGCUGAAGCGCCUGGAGGAUGUCCAGGAGAUGUUUGAGAAGCGGCAUGUCAGUCUGAAGAGGCUGUCAGCUAAACAGACGAGACCCGUCCAGCCUGUUGCCCCAAGGCCUGAGUCUUCUCCUAAACGACCCUCACUGAAGAACCCUCCCAGGAAUACAGUGAGCCAGCAGCCUCUGGCCCGCAGAGCUUCAGACAACACCAACAGCGGCAAGCCACCAGUCGAAGCUGACCCCAACAAGAAGAGGAUCAUACGCAAGGCCAAAGGAGGCAUCAAGAUCGAGGUGAUGCAUGAGGAAAGCCAAGGAGGCUCCACCCACGUGGUAGUUACCAACGAGACAGAGGAGAGCCUGUCCAACAGACGCAGACAUAUCAUGACGGAGCUGAUCGAAACGGAGAGGCUGUAUGUGGAGGAGCUGCAAAGCAUCAUGGAGGGUUACUUUGCAGAGCUGGAUAACUCAGAGCUCAGCCACCUCAUCCCUCCCUCCCUGGAGAACAAAAGGGACGUACUGUUCGGAAACCUGCCCGAGAUUUAUGAAUUUCACAACAGGACAUUUCUGAAGGAGCUGGAGAACUGUGCAGAGAAACCAGAGCUGGUGGGAACGUGUUUUCUGAAAAGGAAAGAAGAGCUGCAGGUGUACGAGAAGUACUGUCAGAAUAAACCCCGCUCUGAAGUCCUCUGGAGACAGUGUGGAGACAGUCUCUUCUUUCAGGAAUGCCAGAAGAAACUUGACCACAAACUCUCGUUGGACGCUUACCUGUUGAAGCCUGUUCAGAGGAUCACCAAAUACCAACUCAUGCUGAAGGAGAUGCUGAACUGUAGUAAAGGUGAGGGGACGGCUGAGCUGGAGGAGGCUUUAGCCACCGUGCUGGACAUCAUCAAGUCAGUCAACGACUCCAUGCACCAGAUAUCCAUCACUGGCUUUGAGGGGAACCUGAGUGAACUUGGAAAGCUGAUGAUGCAGGGAUCCUUUAAUGUGUGGACGGACCACAAGAAGGUCCACAGCAAGGUGAAGGACCUGGCCAGGUUCAAGCCCAUGCAGAGGCACCUGUUCCUGUACAACAAGAUGCUGCUGUUUUGUAAGAAACGUGAGGAGACCACCGACGGACACGAGAAGACUCCGUCCUACAGCUUCAAACACUCGCUCAAGAUGAGCGCCGUUGGGAUCACAGAGAACGUCAAAGGAGACAUCAAGAAGUUUGAGGUUUGGUACAACGGCAGAGAGGAAGUUUUCAUCAUCCAGGCUUCUUCCAUGGAUGUGAAAAAUAUGUGGGUGUCUGAGAUUCGCAAAGUUCUUACUGGCCAGCUAGAGGCAUGCAGAGAGGCCAGCCAGAUCAACAUCUAUGGAGGCCCGAUGAGGAACGUGCGUAAGAUGGCGCUGAGACAGUCCGAUUCAUCAAGUCCAGAGUCCGGCUUCAGGAGAACCAAUCCCAGCCCUAAUAUGAGGCAGAAGAGAGCCGAUGCUUCAGCCAGCCAAUCAGGCCUCUCGGCUGCUAACGCUAGGAAACGCUUCACCUUGCAGGGACUUUCCAACAGGAGGUCUCUUCCAGCAGAACCUGCCGCUAAGGAGACAAUGCCCUCCCGCCGCUUCUCUCUUGCCUCCUCUCUUGCCUCAUCUUCCUCCUCCUCCUUCGCAGCGAGACGCACAAAAGGUCCGCUCUCUGCGAGCAUAAAGAGCAAAAGACAUGAGAUUAAGAGCGAUCCAACUCCGUUUGGUUACGAAGAUACUUUGCGUGGUGCUAUGGCUGCAGUCAAGAAACGUCAGAGCAUUACAAACAGCUCUGCUGCUGCUGGUGUCACCUCGACUGUUCCUAGAUCCACCUCCCAACCAGGCUGGGCCCAGCGGCGUCUCCCUUCCAUGGACACGGACGACUUUGAGACGAUCCACUCCAGUGCCGAGGAGUCCUCCAACUCUUCUGAAGAGGAGGGAAACAAUAAGAAUAGUGACAGCGGGCGCUUCCGGGUGCAGCUGACCUACGAGUCUCGAGAAGCAAAGGACCUCUCUCUAGAGACGGGCGACUUGGUCCAGUUUGUAGAGGAGGCAGAGAACGGACACUGGCUAGUCAAGAACCUUUUAACAGAGGAGACAGGGCUGGUCCCAGCCAGUAUACUGCAAACAGCAUCUGAAGGAGAUAUCUUCAGUGAUCUGUGUACAGCAGCACUCUCUGACUCGGACGAAAAUGAAGCCAACACAUGGGGAGAUGUGUCUCAGGACAGCAGAUGAACCGGAAUUACUUCUGUAGUUUGUUAAGAUGGACUGCAAACAUUUCUAUUGGAUCACACACAUGGCGGAUGACUCUAACAGUAGUUUUUCAACUGUAAUUUCCUAAACUGGAUUUUCGAUAUCCUUGGCUUACAGUUUUUGUACGUGUGGUUCUUCAUGUUAGACUACAAACAUGGCCUGCAAUUGUAAUUUUUUCCUAUAUGACUCAUUGAAGCUUCUGGAAAAAUCCAGAGCCUUAACCUUGAAGGCCACAGUGGGAAAGCAAUGUAAGACUUUCAAUUCAAGGAAUUACCAGCCGCCGUCUGUGGAGAGCUGAACACUGCAUGGAUGUAGACACUGAACUUUUUUGUCUUAAGUUGGAUGAAUUCACAUUAUGUACUGUAAAAAACUCAAUUUCCAAGUGGAUGGGCUGGAUACCGGGAGAUUCACAUCUAAUUUCUGACUUGGAUAACCGUAGGGAAAAAAGUGAGAAAUUCCAUGAGGCAGCCCUGGCAUGUUGCCCUGUUCUGCUGCUACGCUGCACUCGAGCAAAACUCUCUCAGACCAGGUUCUGCCUCAGCUGACCCGCCUCAGCUGCUUCGACUUUUCAGGUUCAGACUCUUCACAGUAACUGCAGUCUCCAGGAGAACCUAGAAGUUGUCUUGCUUGCCUUUCCUCGUCACUGCUCGAGCAUCCGCAUAAUAUCAUCAACAUCAGAGAUGAUAUCUCAACUUGCUGCUCUCACUUUGCUUCAGAUUCUCUGUACACAUUACUCCAAGAGGUUGAACAAUAUCUUCUUUUCAUAUUUGAAUUUUAAAUUAUUUUCUCUGUUCACUGAAGGAGAAAAAUAUUUACAUAUGAUCGACUGUCUUGAAAGAAAGAACUCUAUUUACUGUUUAUAGCUACAGAUAGUAUACUGUAAAGGUUUUGUUAUUGACAGAACCUUUUUAUAGAUUUAAAAUCGGAGUCUAGAGAUCCAUCGCAAUAUCUGUUUCAAAGACAUCACGGUAAAUGGUAAAUGGACUUGAGCUUGUAUAGCGCUUUUCUAGUCUUCAGACUACUCAAAGCGCUUUUACACCGCAGGUCACACCUAACCAUUCACACACUGAUGGUAGAGGCUGAUAUGCAAAGUGUCCGUCAGUAUUAACUAAUCUAGUCAUUCACAUGCCACUGAAGAAGAAGCAGGAGCAACUUGGGGUUAAAAUCUUGCCCAAGGACACAUCGGACAGGUUGCUGCAGGAGUUGGGGAUCCAACCCCCGAUCUUCUGGUUGAGAGAUGACCGACUACCAACUGAUCCACAGCCGCCCGCCCGUCAUGCUUCAGAAAGGUUAACAUCAAGUGAACAUAACAUCUAUCAAAGCAGCACCUAGGUGGAGGUGGAGUCAAAGUCUUAAUUUCUAAGAUUAGGUUUCUUUCAAGCAUUAACAUACAAAUAUGUUGGCUGUUAGCUUUCAUGUGGUUGCUAUGCUAAUACAGCUCAAUUGUCUUUUUUUUGUCACCAAAGGGCUCUUAACAUAACCGGAAGCUCACAAUGAGUCGAAGUCCAGAAGAAUUGAUUGGAACUGCUAUUCUCUUUGGAUACUGUCACAUUCAGCAACUGUUUUCACAUGCAGUCAUUCGAAAAGAUGUUCAUAUAUAGUUGAAUGAUCGAUGCAGCUUUAAAAAGUUUGCUUCGCAACACAUAAGAGAGUGCAAUUCAAAAAGAAUUUCCUUUAUUGGCUAAUGAUAGUUAAAUUACUUUCCUACUGAAAAUGCACCUGAGAAACAAAUCAAUCAUCAUAUGGUAUCCAGUUAUGCACUCACUUUGAAUAGCAGAUAAAAGAUGGCAAAUUACUAAAGCACUGCUCGGGCACAUCUCUUCUUCUUCUUCAGAUUAAUGGAGAGAUCCUGUAAGCGAUGUUUCAGGAAACAGAUCUAUCUCUGUGACAGUUUGUGCUACUUUGACUCGUCUCUACUUAAUGGACACCAUCAAGCUUUUAAGUACUUUUCCUCCUUUUUUUUUGCUUUAUGGCUGCUGCAAUCCAUAGACAGACAGGCCGUAUUCGAGCACUUCUUUUCCACUUUGAGAGCAUGUAAACACUUACUUUACAAUAACUCAGCUGAAAUGCUGUUCAGGUAACUAGAAACCCUGAUGUCAGCUUGCGAAGAUGGGCCUUGAAGAAUGUGCAGCCUUUACAUUAUUGCAUAUUGUGUGCUCUUUUUCAAUAGAUGAUAUUCAAAAUAUUGAAUCAACUCAAAAAUUCUCAUACCCUCUGGGUUUAUUUCGACAUCCUUACAGCAUCAGUUCAUGGAGACCACAUUGAUUGUAUUCUGGCCUAGAAAGACAUUCUUGUUAAAUCCAAGCCAUAGUUCUGCUUUGCAUAAUCAGAUUCACGGAAGUCCUUUUUCCUUCCACUCCCACAGAGCAAACGUUGUUGUUCAUGCUACUCUUAUCAACAUUUGUUAAACAUUGUCAUGAUCACCAAUGUAGGUCAAGUAUGCUGAAUUCAUUUCUUUGUCAGAACUUACAUAUAUACUCUUUUUCUAAAGUAAACUACAGUAUAUUACUGCAAGUGAUUUUUCAGGGAAAUGCAAUUUUAGCGAGAAACAGCUGUACUGUUUCAUACAUCAGCUGUGUAUAUUUUACUUAUGGGGGGGGCACUGCUGACUCAACAUUCAGAGGGUCAUUAGGUAGCCAUGGUAUAUGUAAAUAAACAUCAGUAUUCAUCUUAUUUUGCAUAUGUUUUUGUCUGUAAACAUCCAUUUUCUGUAUGACUGCUGUAUUAUUGUACCCCCCUCAGAUUCAUUUUGGCAUUGUGUUGCAUUUCUACUGAUAGAUGGAAUUCUGUGGAUUAUUCUCUGAGAAAUCUGAAACAGCACCAACAUAUUUCACAAAUUGAUGGCAUGUUAUGUCACAGGCAAAAGCCCAUGUAUUUCCUCCAAUGACAGAUGACUGAUCAUUUGAUUUACAUGAACUAUUUUUACUUUUUUGUAAUGAAGGAAGAAGGGUUUACUGAAUACAAGACAGAAUUUAAGAACAGGCAGAUAUCUAAGAAAGAUCUUGGACAAGAAGUCAGAGUUCAAGCUCUAUGAUCUUGAUAGGCAGAUGAAGAAUGAAUGAUUAGAUGGAUGGAUGGGUGAUGGAUGUAUGGAUGGAUGAUAUAUCUUUAUUGUAAUUGCUUGUUGCAACAAAACUCUGUUGGAGCAAUCCAGUUGCAGCAUAUAAAAUAUAAAAUAUGUACACAUACACCAUCACAAGCACAAGCCAAGCACAUCUCACCCAUACCCACAUACACAUUCAUAUCCAUAUAAAUGGAGAUGGAUGGAUUGAUGGAUGGACUAGGUUGGAUGGAGUUCUACAAUGGAUCGAUGCCUGGUUGAGAAAUGAAGGGAUGGAUGCAUUGUUGCAUGGUGAAAUAUUGGAUGUUGGAAUCAAGGGAUAAAUGGCUGGAUGAUUGGUUGAGUGGAUGGAUGGAUAGAGGUUUAAAAUGGAUGGAUGGCUCAUUGGUUGAAUGGAUGGGUGGAUGGAUGGACGGACAGAUGGAUGAGGGAUAAUGGAUGGAUGGAUCAUUGGUUGAAUGAAUGGAUAGAUGGGUGGGUGGGUGGAUUGGUUGCUAGUGUAAGGAAGGGCUGGAUGUAUUGUCGCAUAGUGAAAUGGUAGAAGUUGGAUUAAGGGAUGGAUGCAGGGAUGAAUGAUUGGAUGGUUUUGUCGACUUAGUGGGUGAUAGUCAAUGGGCUGAUUGCUUGUGAGCUUGAUGGAUGUAUGGAUGGAUAAUUUAGAGAUGGAUGGAUAUAUAGAAAGAUUAUGGCUAUAUAGAUUGACAGAUAUUUUGAUAUUGUCACUGGGUCACCAUCUGUAUCAGAGGGACACACACUACUUAGGUCAUAUACAUGAAGUCUUAUUGUAAAGAAAUAAACUCCUCUUGAACAUGCUGUAUAUUUUGUUUAUCCCAUGUUAAUGGAAAGUAUUGUACCUUUGUAAAGGACAUAUUUAUAUUGUACUUCAUCCUGCUGCAAUUGAAUUGCCAUUUAACUUCAUUAUAUUAUGUAUCAAGUUUGUCUAUUAUACAAUCUGUUAUUGUAUUGUACAUAAUGGUUUAUUGUGUAUGCAUUUACAACAUGACUUUUAAAGUAUUAAAUAAUACAUCUGGUGAACUUUA
This is a messenger RNA of Labrus mixtus (cuckoo wrasse), 8734 nucleotides long. RefSeq names its product MCF.2 cell line derived transforming sequence-like 2 (gene mcf2l2). Gene Ontology annotation, biological process: intracellular signal transduction. Gene Ontology annotation, molecular function: guanyl-nucleotide exchange factor activity; protein binding. The record is from RefSeq and is a predicted model, not a curated record. Bases 878 to 4615 code for a protein of 1245 amino acids. The transcript has 35 exons. Gene Ontology annotation, cellular component: cytoplasm. Lineage: Eukaryota; Metazoa; Chordata; Actinopteri; Labriformes; Labridae.